Molecule: messenger RNA, 1243 nt
Organism: Megalops cyprinoides (Indo-Pacific tarpon)
Lineage: Eukaryota; Metazoa; Chordata; Actinopteri; Elopiformes; Megalopidae
Gene: suclg1
Product: succinate-CoA ligase GDP/ADP-forming subunit alph
Exons: 9
Coding region: 65-1039 (324 amino acids)
Biological process (GO): tricarboxylic acid cycle
Cellular component (GO): succinate-CoA ligase complex (ADP-forming); mitochondrion
Molecular function (GO): succinate-CoA ligase (GDP-forming) activity; succinate-CoA ligase (ADP-forming) activity
Source: RefSeq, a predicted model, not a curated record
AGACGGCUCUAUGCUUUGACGUCGAGGCCCUGCGCUCUCCCGUGUCAUUGGUGAAUGACCGAAGAUGUCGCACAGUCGGCUGUUUGCACGGCUGCUCUUACAGCAGACCGGAGUCCGGCACUGUUACACCGCGUCCAGAAAGCACCUCUACAUCGACAAGAACACCAAGGUCAUUUGCCAGGGGUUCACCGGGAAGCAGGGAACCUUCCACAGCCAGCAGGCCCUGGACUACGGCUCGCGGUUAGUGGGAGGAGUGUCGCCCGGCAAGGGGGGCAAAACCCACCUGGGCCUACCCGUCUUCAACUCUGUCAAAGAGGCUAAGGAGGGCACGGGGGCGGAAGCGUCGGUGAUCUACGUGCCCCCGCCCUUCGCGGCGGCGGCCAUCUUGGAGGCCAUCGACGCGGAGAUCCCGCUGGUGGUGUGCAUCACGGAGGGCAUCCCCCAGCAGGACAUGGUGAAGGUGAAGCACCGUCUGCUCCGGCAGGGCACCACCCGCCUCAUCGGCCCCAACUGCCCCGGCGUCAUCAACCCGGGAGAAUGCAAGAUCGGGAUCAUGCCUGGCCAUAUUCACAAGAAAGGAAGAAUUGGAAUCGUAUCCAGGUCAGGCACCCUGACUUAUGAAGCUGUGCACCAAACUACACAAGUGGGUUUGGGACAGUCUCUCUGUGUGGGAAUUGGCGGUGAUCCAUUCAACGGGACGAACUUCAUCGACUGCCUGGAGGUCUUCCUACAGGAUCCCAAAACCGAGGGCAUCAUUCUGAUUGGAGAGAUCGGAGGGAACGCCGAGGAGAAUGCCGCGGAGUACCUGAAACAGCACAACUCUGGUGCGAAGGCUAAGCCCGUGGUGUCCUUCAUCGCCGGCCUGACCGCACCCCCCGGGCGGAGGAUGGGCCACGCCGGAGCCAUCAUCGCGGGGGGUAAGGGCGGAGCCAAAGAGAAGAUCGCUGCCCUGCAGUCGGCGGGGGUGGUGGUCAGCAUGUCCCCUGCCCAGCUAGGCAGCACCAUGUUUAAGGAAUUUGAGAAGAGGAAGAUGCUGUAAAUGUGAAGCCAAGAAUCAUCGCCACCCCUCCUCAUCCUCUCCAAAGUGGAUCGCCCUGGUUUUUUGUGUAUCACCCCCGGGUGUGAGAUGGUCUGACCCAAGAGGAACCCACGCUCCCUCCGAUCCUGCUAUAAUUCAGUCUCUUAAAGUUUAAACAUGUAUGAUGUCUUCAACGCACACCAGUAAAGUAAUACAUUUAUCAUA